UCUGAUGGAGCCUCGACAAUAGAUCGUUCACUGCUGCGGUCAGGUGAGCUCCGGGUCCCCCCGCUCCACGGAGCAGAUGGUACAGCCCGCAUGCAGUUGAUAGUUGUUGCUGAGGAGGUUCCUGCUCACACCGUCCAACCUGCUCUCCGCCCGGGUCCUGUGGCUGCAGGCUGCGCUGCUUCUCCAACAUGCCCCCGUCUGAACAGCGGAGCCACCGCGGAGGACGCAGCGUGGUCGCGUUGCUUCACAUUUUGUGCAGUAUUACAGGUGUGUGUUGCAGUCAGGUGGUGGUACCUCAGAGGGUGAGCGCUGUGCUGGGGAAGAAUGCGACAUUGGAGUGCAGGGUAGAGGUGGGAACAAACCUCACUCUCACUCAGAGUUCCUGGGAGCGCCGCCUACCUUCAGGCUCCGUCACCUUGGCUGUUUACAACCCACUGCAUGGCAUCUCCAUCCCAGAGCUUAGCCACCGCUUGUAUUUCCGCUCACCCUCCUCUCACGACGCCACCAUCGUCCUGGAAAACGUGGGUUUUGCUGACGUCGGGAUCUACACCUGUAAGGUCGCUACAUUUCCUCUGGGAAAUACUCAAGCCUCCACUACGGUCAAUGUGCUCGUGGAGCCGAAGGUCUACGUGUCAGCAGGUUCAACCGCCCUGAUCGAUGGCGGCAAUGAAACCGUGGUGGCCACCUGCAUCGCUGAGCGGGCUCGGCCUCCCGCUGAGGUUUCCUGGGAGUCCAACCUGUUUGGCCAGUCAGAAGUGCAGCUGUUCGACGAGGUCAACGGCACCACCAGCACACAGGUGCGCUACCUAUGGCAGCCCACGCGCCACGUCCAAGGCCACGCUCUCACCUGUGUGGUCCGCCACCCAGCUCUGCUGAAUGACUUCAGGAUCCCAUACCAGCUGAACGUGCAGUUUGCUCCUGACAUCUCAGUGGUGGGCUACGAUGGAGACUGGUAUGCGGGUCGGGAAAACGUUCAAAUGACGUGCAAAGCCAACGCAAACCCACCAGCUCAUCACUUCAGAUGGAUCAGAUUGGACAGUGAAAUGCCAGAAGGGGUGGAAAUAAUAAAUAGCACUCUGCUCUUCCUGCGUCCCCUUCAGCGGAAUGACUCUGGAGUUUACAGGUGUGAGGUUGCCAAUGACAUCAACCUCCGCAGUCGGGAUGUGCGCAUUCUCAUACAAGAUCCUCCCACCAUGCCUUCCACCAUUACUGCUCCUGUCCUAACUGGCUCUGCCUCCUCCACCUUAGUGGAUGAUAAGGGCCAUGUCCUCCUCAGCUUCCCCACACUCGAAGCCCUACCUGAGAGUAAUCUUGGUUCCAUAGUGGGUGGUGCUGUGGGUGGGGUCUUGUUCCUGCUACUGCUGCUGUCUCUGGUAGGUGUGUAUUACCUACGCAAACAGCAGACCUUUCACGGGAAUUACUACACCAAGCCGUACUUGGGUCCCAAUGACCUCCAGAAAGCCCCCACGCAGCACGAGCUCCACCCAACCAAAGCCGGCAGCAGCAGCUCCUGCCGCCGAGACCACGACCGGGAGGAGUGGGGCGACCGCCAGCUCAAACAAGAGCGUGACCGCCGUCACCAUAGCGACUAUAACGGAGAGGAGUAUCCCCCUAACGGCUACACUAGGGCAAUGAGGGAGAGCAGUCACCACAGCCAUCAGCAGAAUCACCAACGUGAACACACACAGUAUUCUAGUCCACAGCAGGCCAGAUUCCCUCAUUCACCGAAGCCUCAGGGAAACGGCUCCCCCUACCUUUCAGAUGACUGCUACGAUAGCGGGCCUGAAGGGGACUAUGUCUCUCACACAGAUGGCUCGGUCAUUUCACGUAGGGAGUGGUAUGUUUGACAAGUUGGUUCUCCAGGAGCAGAAAUGCUACAUAAAUAGGAAGUUUUCAUUUAUUAAAUAAGAAAGAAGAAACACAUUAUUUCUGUUUUGUACGCACACAGUCUCAGUUCUGUACUUCUCUUGUUCCACAAGCGUCCUGGACGACACUUGAUUUAAUGUUUCUCUUUGUCUUGGGGACAGACUGGACUGUUCAGCUCCACACCUACAUGCCUACAAAAGUGGACAUGUCACUAGUUUGUGUGUGUAGAGCCUCACAAAAGACAAUGCUGUAUGUGCUGUUUCUGCCUUACUACAUGGACUGCCAAUGUAUUUAGUAUUACUCAUGUCUUUCAGUGGUGUGACAGCCUCGGGACUUUGAGAUCACAUAUGUUUGUCUUUGAAGAAAGUUAUUUUUAGUUUUUCAACAAAAUCAGCCUUUUUGGGCUAUGUGGCGCUUUUUUGUAUUGUAUAUGUGUUUCUAUUGAUUACACUAAAUACAUUUACUUUAGAAGACAUGGUUAUGAUUAGCCGAUAUUCAAGAAUGGUGCAGAACCCGAUUGGAAAUAAAUCCAUAAAAUUGAGGUGGUCACAAGAACUUUCCCCAAAACUCAGUAUAGGGCUCAGCAGAGGCUAUAUAAGCUGAUUCAAAAAGGUCUUGCUGAGAAAUCAAUAUCCCUCCAUGCUUAGUGACCUCAUGCUCCCUCAUGCUCAUACAUAUUAUUGCACUCCCUUUUGCAUAACUUAAUAAUGGGCAAACCGGAUGAUCAGACCAUUUCUUUCCUUCUUAAAUAUCUGCCCUUUAUUUAAAUUACCGCAAUGGGAGACUUGUGAGGUCGAGGACUUGACCGUCGAUGUCCUAGUAACGUCCUUUAAAAGUGAUGGCCCAGAGUGGGAAACUUAAGAGCAUUUCUACGGUAUGCCCUCAGCUCGUCUUAUAUCCCCAGGAGGCCGGGAUAGAGAGCGGCUAAGCAGAGAAGCCUGUGUGCAUGAGGCACAAUCCACUGUAGCAACAGACUCGGUGUGUCACAUAGUCGAGCUUUGAUAUGCAAAUUUGCCACACCAUCCUUUUUGUUCACUGUAGAAAAUAAGUUAGAAUAUUAUUACUUAACCAUUUAUUUUUUAUCUCACAUGGGGAUUAUGGAUAUGUUUGUAUUUGCUCUCUACCCCCCAAACCAGGACUCUGGGAAAUUGUUUGGCUUGUUUGAAGCAGGCCGUCGGUAUGGCAGCCACCAUGCACUGGCCUCCUUGUCACAAAGUAUUUUGUCAGACAAAGAAAUCAUUCAGAAGUGCAGCCAGGACACUAUUACACAUAACUACCCAUGGUCUAAUUUCACUACUCUCAGUAAUCUGUUGAAACAAGAAGCAAUUACAAUCUGAGGCAUUAAUAGGCUUAUUGUGGCUUAUCCAUGUGUGCAACUGCACACUCUAAUCAUACUAACCAGUUAUUUGAAGCAUUUAUGAUUAUUAUUAUUAUUAUAACUCAUACUAUUAGAUAAUUCAGACAAAUCGGGUCUUUUGUGCUGGAUGUGCUGUCUCUGUCACCUGUGGUUAUCAAACUGUCCACUCAGCUCUUUAUCCACAGCCGGUGCUUACUCAUCAGAAGGGACAGACAAUUUGUUUUAGUGCACUGAUGAUUAAAUCUUUCACUUUGAGUAGUGAUAAAAUAAUCUGGCUUGAGUUGCAACUAAUUCUGUAUUUCUUUGUUUCCAGCCUUAUUUUACUGCCCAUUAAGGUGCUCAAACAAUUGCAGGACUAUGACUGAACUAAAGUGAAAGUGUUUUUUUUUUUUAUAUGUCAGUGUCCAGUGGUCAGGAGUCAAAGCUAUUAGGGAGUUCAAGAUACAUUUCAGUUUUUGUAUGUGAUUGGCUGACACAGAUAAAAAGUGUUCAACAGUUCACCAGACUGCAUGGAGGCUAUCCCACAGUUUAUUUCAUGUACACUAUAGUGUUUGUGAAUACAUGACAACUUCAGUAGUGUGGUCACCUUUACAAUAUUUGCAGUAAGAUGCCAAAUAUUUGUUGAACUUGUAUGUAUAGAUAGAAUAUGAUGAUGACGACAGUGCGUCUCACAAGUAUUAAGUGACUAGGUAGCAACUGAUUAUUAUGACGUAGCUUCUAUAAAUUCCUAACGUAUCACUGUUGUAUACAGGGUCUUGUAGCCUGAAAUAGAAAUGAAAAGAUGCUUUUUGGCCACUUAAAUAUUACAGUAAGAGUCGAGAAAAUGGGAUUAAGUUAUAUCGUUAUGAACCUGCACUAAUUUGUCAGGGUAUGAAUCAUGUGGUGUUAAAAUGAAUCUUGUGGCGAUUCUCAUGUGAGAUUUAAUAAUGUGCCACUGUGACUUGCAAGCGGACAAUAUGACACCUGUGUCGUUAUUCCAAGUGUUUCAGAUGCUGUGCAGUGCAGCAGGACUAACACCAAGCUUCCCAUUUCAAUAACUACCUUGCAUUUCAGUUUACUCUAGUCAUAUUAAUAUGAUUCCUUCACACUAUGGGUGUGAUACGACAAGUUUUGGUUUAAUGUACCCUCCUGAGAUUUCUUGCCUAAAACACUACACUUGAUAAUCUACUCAACACACUGUCAAAGGUUUUGAUAUGGACUAUUUCUGUGGUAGAAUGUAGUUCACAUAAAAAAAAUUCAAGUGUCUGUCACCCAAAUUAACCAAGGAGAUAUAUUUUUUAGAUGUUGCCUUUUUUUUUUUAAUUUGAUGUAAUUUUCCAAACCUUUCGAAAAACUACAAUGGCACUCAGUGCAGUGCAUGUCUUUGUUAAGGUCCAACAAUCUCCUUAAAACCAAUCAAGCUGCACCAAAUUUCAUAAACUAAUAGAUAUAAUUUUACUUAAGGUGUUGGAUUUUAUUCCAUUUAGAUCCACAUAUUAUUUCCUGUCAAAUUUGUGUAAAAACCUUUGUCUAUACAUCCAAAUUUACAUGUAAAAGAGAAAAGAGCUUGGGUGAACCACAAAACCUCAUUUAAAUGGUUGAACUGGUGAUGUUGCUGCUGACUCCUGUGAUUUCUGUAUUUCACAUGAAUGCAGAAAGCAACAGGAAGCACAGCAGCCUCAUCCCGUUGUUUUGUUUGCUUCUAUGCACUAAGACGGAAAUUCCACUAAUCAAUAUAUUAUUUUUGCUUGACUCGUCAGUUUGCAGCCCUGCACCUGGAUUAAUGAAGUUCUUUUGUACUGUGACAUUUGUAUAGACAUCAGUCAUCAAUAUCUUCAGGAGACGUCCUUCACUUUGGGUUGAGAAAUACAACUAGUGCCUUAGAUACCUAGAUGAAGACAUUUCAGUGUUUUUCUUAAUAUUGGAUGUGGCGACCUGAUUUUCUUUAGCAUUUUUGAUUUUUACUGCAUAAUGUUUGUGGGGAGGACUCAGUGGUGCCAUAUUCACUUCUCAGCCCUUGUCACUAUGAUGAUUGAUGACGCAGUAUAUUUACAAAUCUAGAGGCAUUAAAACACACACACAAAGAUGAUGCUUAAAUGAAUUUUAAUAUAAAAUGAGUUAAAUCUCUACUUCAUAUCUAUGUGUCAGGGUUUUUUUUGUUUUUUGUUGAAUCACUGUUGUUAAAAAGACUGAAGAAAUAACUUCAGUCUCACAUUGUUCAAAUGCACCUUGUGGUCAUGUUUGUUUUUGUAUAUACAGAAGGAAAAAAAAAAGAAUAUUUAUGUGGGUGACAACAGUGAUGCAUUAUUUUGUCAAACGUUCUGAGAAACUUUAGUUGAAUAAAGCACCUUAGCACCUG
Molecule: messenger RNA, 5561 nt
Organism: Paralichthys olivaceus (Japanese flounder)
Lineage: Eukaryota; Metazoa; Chordata; Actinopteri; Pleuronectiformes; Paralichthyidae
Gene: nectin3b
Product: nectin cell adhesion molecule 3b
Biological process (GO): homophilic cell-cell adhesion; heterophilic cell-cell adhesion
Cellular component (GO): adherens junction; apical junction complex
Source: RefSeq, a predicted model, not a curated record